CUCGCAGACGCGGAGGUUUGUGAUAGACGCACAAUGGUGAACUUGAUUUCCGCAGCUGUAAGAGGGUCACGUUUGUACUGUAAGCGCGAGAAGAGUUAAUUGAUUUGUUUCAGACCUCUUCAUCAUCUGGUUUCUUACAAGCUGAGCAUGCUCAGGACGCUGGUGUGUCGCGCGGGGAGCGGCCUUUUGAAGCAUUCCUGGCAGCCCGUGCCUGUGUUGUGGGGGAGCCGAGCUCCGCAGCGAUGGGCUUCCAGCCUCCCUGUGAACACCGUGGUCCUGUUUGUACCCCAGCAGGAAGCUUGGGUGGUGGAGAGGAUGGGCCGUUUCCACCGAAUCCUGGAACCAGGUCUAAACUUCCUAAUUCCAAUCUUGGACAGAGUUAAAUAUGUUCAAAGCCUUAAAGAGAUAGUGAUAGAUGUGCCAGAGCAGUCAGCAGUUUCCCUCGACAAUGUGACAUUGCAGAUAGAUGGAGUUUUAUAUCUCAGGAUACUCGACCCGUUUAAGGCCAGUUAUGGAGUGGAGGACCCAGAAUAUGCCGUCACCCAGCUGGCACAGACCACCAUGAGAUCAGAGCUGGGAAAACUGACCCUGGACAAAGUGUUCAGAGAAAGAGAGUCUUUGAAUUCUAAUAUUGUCCACUCAAUAAACCAGGCGUCAGAUGAAUGGGGGAUUCGAUGUCUUCGAUACGAGAUCAAAGACAUUCACGUUCCUCCACGGGUUAAAGAGUCUAUGCAAAUGCAGGUGGAAGCCGAGCGGAAGAAGAGAGCCACCGUUCUGGAGUCCGAGGGGGCGAGGGAGGCGGCCAUCAAUGUGGCCGAGGGGUGCAAACAAGCUCAGAUUCUGGCGUCUGAGGGAGAGAAGGCUGAACAGAUUAACAGAGCUGCUGGUGAAGCUAAUGCUGUUUUGGCUAAAGCUGAGGCAAAGGCUAAAGCUAUCCGGCUGCUCUCCGAGGCGCUCACUCGACAAAAUGGAAAUGCUGCAGCAUCUUUAACUGUGGCCGAACAGUACGUCUCUGCUUUCUCCAACCUGGCCAAGGAGUCCAACACCAUCUUACUGCCCUCCAACACAGGAGACAUCAGCAGCAUGGUCACUCAGGCCAUGACGAUUUAUGGGAGUUUAUCGAAGACACAGAGCACAGCAGACAGCACAACCCCUGAGACUAAAGAGCUGACUUUGGAAGGAAACACUGUAUCUGAAACUGGAUAUAAAUAAUGAUUUGAGUCUCAUUCUGGAAUAAAAGACAGAAACUGUUCUGGUUGUGGAGGACUGAUGCAGGAAAACUGUAAUUAUAAAAUCACUGAAGCACUAUGGCGUCCUGGAGUAACUACAUGAGAAAGAUUUUAUUGUGUUUGUUUUGUUUCAAUCUGUUAUAAUAAAUUUAGAAAAUUGUUUUUUUUCUGAUAAUCACUAUCCCAUUGCUUGUAUGAAAGGUCAUUCAAAAUGUUUCUGCUAUGCAUAUUUUUCAAUAAUGAAAAUAUUUAACAUGCUAAUAAUAUUCAUGCAUUCCAAAGUAAUCGCCAAUGAAACUGAACUCGAGAACAUCUGUAAAUGGUGCAUCACUGUAAACAGCUUUUUUCUCAAGUAGAUGUAUUCUGAGAGAGUUAAGGUGGGGUCACAGUGAAAUUUUGGAGAAUAGUGUAGUGAUGUAUGAAGCAGACCCACACAGAAGUCACUUUCCAACCAAGUAGAUUUAUGUUGGUCAGCACAGCACUUUUUCUUUUUUGUUUAUUCAAUGAAAUUCCAGAGUUUCUUGUUGAUAUGACGAUUUUGGCCACGCCAAUUCACUUAACAACAGUAAAUGUGACCACGCCUGUCCAUACAAUAGAAGAUAGUAGAUAUUUUAUAACGCAAGUGUAAAGUUAUUUUCUGCAUUUAGAAGUGCAUUACAGCAAACUUGCCAAAAAAGUGCUGUUUAUAAUUCAGGGUUUUUCUUUUAUAUUAUUUAAACUAGAAAAUCAUGUGAAGUCAGCCAGUGAUAAUUGCAAAAAUAAACUAUAAAAUUGUGAAUCAACACUAUUUAUGCUGUAGACAGCAGAACUUGAAUAUGAAGUUGUGUGGUAUAUUCAUAAAUCAAGCUGAGUAUAAACCUUUGUCAAAAUUAUGAAAUAUAGACAGGCCACUCUAGAAAUCAUUGUGAAUUCCGCCCUAACAACUGGUUACAAUAGUUGCUUUUGAGAAACGCAGCCCAUGUAAGUAACAUCUCAAAGAGAAGCUACACUAUGUAGCCCUCCAUUUACUAUUCGAAGCCUACAUGGGGCACAAUGAACAGACUGGGUAAGCAAGACAGAAUUAUUCAUAUUUAUACACAAGGACAUUUAAUUAUACAUUUUAAGACAUUAGCUACUAUUGCAAUUGUAAACAGAUCUUCAAUCAAUAACAUUCUCAUUCUUAAGCUCUGUCAAUAUCAAUACAAGUUCUUAACCAGCAUCCAUUUGUUUUUAUAAAAGCACUCAUUCUUUUUUUAACACUGUUCCUCCUUGCUU
Cyprinus carpio (common carp) is the source of this 2483-nucleotide messenger RNA. RefSeq names its product stomatin-like protein 2, mitochondrial. Lineage: Eukaryota; Metazoa; Chordata; Actinopteri; Cypriniformes; Cyprinidae. Bases 148 to 1212 code for a protein of 354 amino acids. The transcript is spliced from 10 exons. The record is from RefSeq and is a predicted model, not a curated record. Gene Ontology annotation, cellular component: membrane.